AUGGGAAAAAUCACUCGUCGUUAUAUCUCUGAUUCACCGCUCUCAGGAUAUGAUUAUUCCUCCGGUGUUUGGCAAUUCGAAGGAUAUGGUACGUCGGGGGUGUGUAUCAUGCAAGUUUUUGGAGCUAGUACUCAUGCAACAACCCUAGUUCUCGGAGUAUGCAAUGGUGCAUUGUCAUACUACAAUCGUCUAGUCAUUGUCCCGGACAUCUACGAUCGUUGGUUCCGACUAAACGUAAUCCAUGAUGUUGAAGCCGAGGAUGUGAAGGUAUACAUCGAUGGAGUUCUCCAGUUGGUAGCACCUGGCCAAGGGGGAGCCUCUCACAAUUUCACAUGUGGAGUCUAUGCACAAGAAGAUAAUUCCAACUGCAUGGAGUCUCGUUGGAAGGAUAUCAAAGUUUUUAAGAAAAUGUGA
Messenger RNA from Ilex paraguariensis (yerba mate), 414 nucleotides. Lineage: Eukaryota; Viridiplantae; Streptophyta; Magnoliopsida; Aquifoliales; Aquifoliaceae. The record is from the annotation of a GenBank genome assembly.